CUUGACGACUCCGAGUUUGCGCCUGUCUAUUCUCCCACCCCUCCCUCCAAUUGCGGCCGUCUAGGAGCGGGAUCACUGUGCUCAACAUGCGGUCACUCUUCUCGUUAUUUCUCUUCCUGUUUGCAGCUGUUGUGUCGGCCAUCAGCGCUUCGGGCAACAGGCUGCUGGUGAUCCUGGAAGAUGUCGCCGAGAAAACGAACUACUCCAAAUUCCUUGGGGAUUUAGAAAGCAGAGGAUUCCAGAUCUCCUUCGAGGUGCCGAAGAGCGAGUCGCUGGCCCUGUUCCACCUCGGCGAGCGCAGUUAUGACCAUAUCAUCCUGUUUCCGACCAAGGCCAAGGGCCUUGGGCCCAACCUGACGCCCAACAUCCUUGUCGACUUUAUGAACGCACAAGGCAACAUCCUCGUCGCCCUGACCUCCGACCUCCCGACCCCCACCUCCCUCGUUUCGCUGCUCGCCGAGCUCGACAUCCAGCUUCCCGCCGACCGCACCGGCCUGGUAGUAGACCACUUCCACUACGACGCCUUGAGCUCUCCCGACAUGCACGACGUGCUGCUGCUCCCGCCACCCAGCGCCACCACGCGCCCGGACGUCAAGGACUUUUUCGGCGCCGGCGCCGGCCGAGACGACGACAUCAUUGCCUUCGCGCGCGGGGUGGGCGCCGUGCUCGGAUCCAGCGAGCUCCUAACGCCCGUGCUCCGCGCUCCUCGUACCGCCUACAGCUACAACCCCAAGGAGCAGUCCGAGGUGGUGGACGAUCUCUUCGCGGCCGGCGAGCAGCUGGCGCUCGUAUCGGCCUUCCAGGCGCGCAAUUCCGCCCGCUUCACGCUGGUUGGUUCGGCCGAGAUGCUGCAGGACAAGUGGUUCGACGCCGAGGUGAGCAAGGUGGGGGAGAAGAAGGCAGUCAAGACGUUCAACAGGGAGUUUGCGAAGCGCGUGAGCGGGUGGACGUUCAAUGAGAUUGGCGUGCUGCGGGUCAACUGGAUUGAGCACCAUCUCGACGAGGCGGGUGCGACGAACGAGUCGAACCCCAAGAUCUACCGCAUCAAGAACGACGUGAAAUACACCAUCUCCCUCUCCGAGUACUCGUGGACAACCUGGAACCCCUUCACCCUCCCUGGCGACGACGCUCUGCAGCUUGAGUUCUCGAUGCUCUCGCCCUUCCACCGCCUGCCGCUCACCCUCGACGCCGCCCACUCGUCCGACUCGGCGUCGGCCUACAGCGUGUCCUUCAGGCUGCCCGACCAGCACGGCAUCUUCAACUUCCUGGUCAACUACAAGCGGCCCUUCCUGUCCAACGUCGAGGAAAAGAACACCGUGUCUGUGAGGCACAUGGCGCACAACGAGUGGCCGCGCAGCUUUGUGAUUAGCGGCGCCUGGCCGUGGAUUGCCGGUCUCGGGGUAACGGUGGCCGGGUGGCUGGCGUUCUGCGCGCUGUGGAUGUACAGCGCCCCGGUGGGCGGGAAGAGGGAAAGCAAGAAGACGCAGUAAGGGAGCACAAGUAAGGAAUGUGUGUUGGGGUGGGGUAUAGAGGGAGGUAGUUGUUCCUGUGUUGUUGAUUCGUUCUGUACACAAGAUACAACGUUCCCGGAUGCAAGGCGCAAAAUCUAAAUUCCCCGAAGGAUAUGUAUGAACAAAUAUGCAUGAACCUUCUUGUGCACUCCCAGCCUACCCCAUUGUCGCCCGAGGUGCUGCCGAGAGCGUCCGCUUCAUCAGUCAUGGACGCUCACACCCUCACCUCUAAGAUCUAGCUUCUGACCUAACUGUUUACACACUAUGUGACAUGGAAGAGACACGGGGAAUGAGAAUGGAAAGGCGGGCAAAUAUCGGC
Messenger RNA from Parathielavia appendiculata, 1830 nucleotides. Its product is annotated as Dolichyl-diphosphooligosaccharide-protein glycosyltransferase 48kDa subunit. The record is from RefSeq and is a predicted model, not a curated record. Gene Ontology annotation, cellular component: endoplasmic reticulum membrane; oligosaccharyltransferase complex. The coding region runs from base 87 to 1490 and encodes 467 amino acids. The transcript has 4 exons. Lineage: Eukaryota; Fungi; Ascomycota; Sordariomycetes; Sordariales; Chaetomiaceae.